UGCAUCAGCCCGUACCUGAAACAAGGUGGCUGCCUCGUUGCGCAUGCGCACGCCCUUCUCCCUUCAUCUGUAGGAUACUAUAAGGGCAACCCCGAGAGCGGAGCUUGAUUCAGGCUACAGUAUCUGGACCGGACCGAGGCGGGCAGGAAGCACAUUAGCAAGGCGGAGGAGAUGGAGGACAAAGAGAAAAAGAAGGCUAUAAACUCCUCCAGCAGCGACAGAGUCACGCUAAAGAAAGAAAUCGGACUUUUGAGCGCGUGCGCUAUCAUCAUCGGGAACAUUAUCGGCUCUGGAAUAUUCAUCUCUCCUAAAGGCGUGUUGGAGCACGCAGGCUCUGUGGGGCUGUCGCUCAUCGUCUGGGUCUGUGGAGGGGGCAUCUGCGCCCUUGGCUCUAUGUGCUAUGCUGAACUUGGGGUCACCAUCCCAAAGUCCGGAGGAGACUAUUCAUACGUGACAGAGAUCUUUGGAGGGUUAGUGGGCUUCCUGUUGUUAUGGAGUGCCGUCCUCAUCAUGUAUCCGACCACACUGGCUGUCAUCGCUCUCACCUUCUCCAAUUACGUCUUGCAGCCGGCCUUCCAGCACUGCCUGCCUCCGUUCAUCGCCACCAGACUCCUUGCCACCAUCUGCAUCUUGUUCCUGACCUGGGUGAACUGUUCCAGUGUUCGCUGGGCGACGAGGAUACAGGAUGUUUUCACUGUAGGGAAACUCCUCGCGCUGGCACUCAUCAUCGUCGUAGGACUCGUCCAGAUCUGUAGAGGUCACUACGACGCCCUACGGCCCAGCGUGGCCUUUGAGUUCAGCCAGGACCCCUCGGUGGGACAGAUCGCCUUGGCCUUCCUCCAGGCCUCGUUUGCUUACAGCGGCUGGAAUUUCCUCAACUACGUCACAGAAGAGGUCGUGGAGCCGCGCAAGAACCUGCCUCGAGCCAUCUACAUCUCCAUUCCACUGGUGACGCUGGUCUACACCAUGACCAACAUCGCCUACUUCUCCUCCAUGACCCCUCAGGAGCUGCUGGCGUCCAACGCUGUAGCAGUGACAUUUGGGGAGAAGCUCCUGGGCAUGUUUUCCUGGGUGAUGCCCAUAUCCGUAGCGCUGUCCACCUUCGGCGGGAUAAAUGGAUAUCUGUUCACCUCCUCCAGGUUGUGUUUCUCCGGAGCCAGGGAGGGUCACCUGCCCUACCUGCUGGCUAUGAUCCACCUGAAGAACUGCACGCCCAUCCCCGCCCUGCUGGUCUGCUGCAUCGCCACGAUAGUGAUCCUGUGCAUCGGAGAAACGCACAACCUGAUCAACUACGUGUCCUUCAUCAACUACCUGUCCUACGGCGUGACCAUCGCCGGCCUGCUCUACCUCCGCAAGAAGAGACCCAACCUAGCAAGACCCAUCAAAGUAAGCAUGCUGAUCCCUAUCGCCUACUUGGUGUUCUGGGCCGUGCUGCUGGGCUUCAGCCUGUACUCUGAGCCUGUGGUUUGUGGCCUGGGCAUGGUGAUCAUGCUGACCGGAGUCCCCGUGUACUUUGUGGGUGUUCAGUGGAAGAACAAGCCUAAGUGGCUCUACAGGCUAGUUGAACGAGUCACGUACGUGGGCCAGAAGGUGUGCUACGUGGUGUUUCCUCAGGGAGACCCUUCAGAGACUGAACCCCUCACUGCCUCUAAAGCCAAUGACUGAGCAGAGGACUCAACCAGAAACCCGCUUUCUACAUCCACACCUGUACUUUCAGUUUUUUUGCCCUGCAGAUGUUUUGACGCUGUUCGGCCGCUUCGCGUGCGGUGAGGAGACGGUCUUGCACACGCUCCAGCGCAGAUACAGCCUAAACGAAGCUGCAGUGAAACCCCCGGUGUAAAAGAAGCAGAUGACCGUAGCCCCAGAGCCGGGGCGAGCUCCUAUUUGUUCCGUUGUACUGUCCGUUAACUCUUCCCACCAUGCUGUUUUGGCUUGUUUUUUUUCUCAUCUUCUCUCUUUAUACGUCCUUCUAGUAACUUCUGCUUCACCUUAUAUAUCCUCUAAAAUUAAUGACUAAAUCUUUAUCAUAAUGUGCCUUAUGAAAUGUACGUGCAGGUGUAAAAUAACCUUCAUGUCGCGAAUAUGCAAACAAUUUCUGCACUACUCUAUUACUGCUGCUAUCCUCACCUGUGUUUCACUAAUUACUCAGACGAUGUCACUGUUUGCCUGCUGUGGAUGAGUAUUUUUCUGUUUCACCGCCUGACCCGGUACCCCACGCCCCCACCCAGAUCCCCCUCCCUACCCCUGAUCAUCUACACGAUCCUUCCCAGCAAAAGUACUGCAUGUGACCUCACGUUCGAAGGAGCUGUCUCUCUCGGAAAUGAAAAAGAAGCUGCGUCGUCACAACACACGACUUGCCCAUUUUGUACACGUCGUCAUCACUGGGAAUUCCCCCUUGACCCCUCACGAAGUGCUUGAGCUGCCGCAACAGUUAUUAGAUUUCAAAUGUCUCGCCUGAUCUUAUGUCCCACUAUGAACCAUUAACGUGUUGGAUAACAAACAGACAAACCCCUGCAGACACACGAACCGUUGGCUGUUUACCUAUUCGCCUUCUUGGCUGCUCUCUUCUCACCCAAAGACACAUCAUCGCUGCAGUGACCCUUGGCCCACUGACCUUUAUAGAUUGACUCACUUAUAUGUAAUUUUAAAAUAGUACAAGCUUAAUUUAUAUUUGUCACUGACAUACUUUCUUGUGGUCCUCUUGACUCAACGUAUUGGCACAAAUGAAGCUCUAGCUACAAACAAUCUCAUAUUGUUGUGGUAGCUCUACCUUAACAGUGUGUAUUUACCAUGGUGACAUGUAUUUGGGUAAACCUCGCCAGCACCGGUCCGUUUGCUGUUUAUGUUGUACGUACAACAAGUUUCUUAUGAAGGGUUGGGCCAGGAUGUAAACAUGCAGCGUGGACCUUGGAUUGAGUAUUCCCUCGCAUCCAGUCCACAGACAGCAGCGUCUGUCUGUCUGUCUGUCUGUCUGUCUGUCUGUCUGUCUGUCUGUCUGUCUGUCUGUCUGUCUGUCUGUCUGUCUGUCUGUCUGUCUGUCUGUCUGUCUGUCUGCAGUGUGCAGGUGCUGGAAGCUCAGCUGAGUUUUGUAAAUACUGUGUGAAGAAACUAAACUGUUACAAAUGUGCCAGGGAGUCCUACAAAGACCAUUCCUCAGAUACGUUGUGAUUCAUUUACAUACUGUAAAAUUGAUGGGUACAUCUGUGUGUUUUGUAAGAGUAAAGUUUCGAAGAAUAACAGUGUAAUUGCUUAUUAAAUAUACCAACUUGUAAAAA
Molecule: messenger RNA, 3275 nt
Organism: Betta splendens (Siamese fighting fish)
Lineage: Eukaryota; Metazoa; Chordata; Actinopteri; Anabantiformes; Osphronemidae
Gene: slc7a10a
Product: solute carrier family 7 member 10a
Exons: 11
Coding region: 172-1665 (497 amino acids)
Biological process (GO): amino acid transmembrane transport; D-alanine transmembrane transport; D-serine transmembrane transport
Cellular component (GO): membrane
Molecular function (GO): L-amino acid transmembrane transporter activity; neutral L-amino acid transmembrane transporter activity
Source: RefSeq, a predicted model, not a curated record